Trematomus bernacchii (emerald rockcod) is the source of this 3226-nucleotide messenger RNA. RefSeq names its product high-affinity choline transporter 1-like. The coding region runs from base 101 to 1765 and encodes 554 amino acids. Gene Ontology annotation, biological process: acetylcholine biosynthetic process; choline transport; transmembrane transport. The record is from RefSeq and is a predicted model, not a curated record. The transcript has 8 exons. Lineage: Eukaryota; Metazoa; Chordata; Actinopteri; Perciformes; Nototheniidae. Gene Ontology annotation, molecular function: choline:sodium symporter activity. Gene Ontology annotation, cellular component: plasma membrane.
CACACACACACACACACACACACACACACACACACACUACACUCCCACUCCUGCUAUUUUUCCAGUUGAAGCAGGUUUUCGGCUCCUCUGCACCGGCAGAAUGGCUCUCAACGUCCCGGGUCUCAUCGCCACCAUCACCUUCUACCUGCUGGUGCUGGGAAUCGGAAUCUGGGCUUCAAUCAAAUCAAAACGGGAUGAAAGCAGGGUCCGGGCGAACCACGCGGAAAUGGCUCUGCUGGGGAACCGGGAUAUCAGCCUCUGGAUGGGGAUCUUCACCACCACCGCUACCUGGGUGGGCGGGACGUUCAUCAUCGGCACAGCGGAGACGGUCUACGAUCCAAAGCAGGGGCUCAUCUGGGCCGUGAUGCCUCUGUCGGCAUCGGUGGCUUUCAUUCUUGGCGGUCUUUUCUUCGCCGAGCCGAUGAGGGACAGGAAGUACGUGACCAUGAUGGAUCCUUUCCAGAUUAAAUACGGAAACACGCUGAGUGGACUUCUGUCUGUCGCUCCUCUGAUGUCCGAAAUCAUCUGGGUCACAUCGACGCUGAUAAGCCUGGGUGUCACCAUGAGUGUGAUCCUGGAUUUGUCGUACGCUGUGUGCAUCUGGAUCUCUGCGGCCGUGGCCAUCACCUACACCCUGAUGGGGGGAUUAUACUCUGUGGCGUACACCGACGUUAUUCAACUCACUCUCAUUUUUGUCACCUCGUGGCUGUGCGUCCCCUUCAUCCUCACCAGUCCCUCCUCUGUUCCCAUCACCUCCACCUCCUUCAACCACACCUUCCAGGCCCCAUGGGUCGGCACGCUGACCGCAGACAAAGCCUGGAGGUGGAUCGAUAUCUUUCUACUUUUGAGUAUCGGAGACCUCGGUUUCCAGGACUUCCACCAGAGGACGUUAUCGGCCUCUUCCUCCACCACGGCUAAGCUGAGAUGCUACGCUGCGGCUUUUCUCAUUCCCACGUUUGGAAUUCCUCCAGUGAUCAUCGGGGCAGUGGCUGCAUCUACAGACUGGAACCAGACUUCCUACGGUUUUCCGCCUCCCUUUGAACGAGGUCAGACUGGUUUGAUUUUACCGCUCUCCCUGCAGUACCUCACUCCUCCGUACAUCUCCGUCAUCGGCAUCGGAGCCGUAGCGGCCGCCGUGAUGUCAUCAACUGACUCCGCCCUCCUUUCUGCGGCCUCCAUCUUCUCCUCCAAUAUCUACUCCAAGAUCCUGAGGACACAGGCGUCAGAAAACGAGAUCCGGUGGGUGAUUCGUAUUUCGGUGGUUUUAUUCGGGCUUGCCGGCACAUCGCUCACCUUCCUGCACACGGGUGUCAUGGCGUUCUGGAUCCUAGGCGGAGAAAUCGCCUACAUCUUGAUGUUUCCACAGCUGGUCUGUGUGCUUUUCUUCAACAUAUCCAACGGCUACGGAGCCACUGUUGGCUUCCUGGGAUCGUUUAUUUUAAAACUCCUGAGUGGAGAGCCUUUGCUAGGAAUACCUCCUGCCAUUCAUUUCCCAGGAUGCACCUUGGAGGACGGUGUUUACGUCCAGUAUUCCCCCAUCAGGACCAUCUGUAUGCUGGUUGCUUUUGCCUUAAUAUUGCUGGUGUCCUACCUGACUUCUGUGCUCUUCAACAAAGGACUAAUACCUCAGAAGUGGGACAUUUUUCAAGUUAAGGGUCCAACCCAAAUCCCAACAAAUGUUGCUACCACUAAUGGAAACCACAACUCAGUACCGCCGUGUGAGAAUGGAGACGUCUCAGAUCCUAUGCUGGAAUCAAAAUUAUGAAAUUAGCCAAAUUAGCUGUUUUUGAAACCGGACACUAAAAAACUGUAUUACCUCACUUAAAAACACAAAUAUACCUCAUCAUCUUGUAAGGGUUACUCGUUAUGUGUACUGGAGGGUAUGCACACAUUUUUCUGUUUUGUUUUUGCUUCAUUAAACGUCUUUGACACCGUUACAUUUUCCCACAAUACUCCCUUCACUGGUUGGGGAUUACCAGCAGGGAUACAGGGAGACAAUACAUCGACAAACAAUAUUACGAAGCAUAGGCUUUGGGUGCUCUUAAUCCAUGUACUGUAUGAACUACAAAAGAGCAUAUAGUGUUUGUUGGAAAAGGAUCACAUUUUAUUUCUGUUUUUUAAACUGUAAUAUGUGCUCAUGUGUUUCAUUGUUGUUGUAUAGGGUCCGCUGCUCAUGAAACGCAGGUUUUUGAAAAACAUCUAACUGAUAGUUCUCGUAUUUAUUUGAUUGCAUUUCAUAUUGAGGUAAUCCCAAAGUAAUGAGGUUACAUUACUUUUAUAUUGUGAGACUCAGAUUAGGUUACUGAGGUUACUCGUUUGUGUUCCUUAAGUUUGUUUUGUAAAUACUUUUGGUAUCCAGUGUUAUGAAUGAUUGUAAAUGAGAGAGAUGCAGCUGAAGACAGAGAGACUUUUCUCCGUCUCAGUUGAACCUCUUUUUAGGCGGUGUUACAACCACUUCUAAAUCCAUACUGCACUGGAGCUAAAUUUAAUAUGAAUUUCCCUCCAUCCCAAAAUAGACAUUGCCCCACAUUUCCUGCCUGAAUCCCUCCUCCAACCAGCCUUUUGGCCCUUGUCACUUCCUGCCUGAAUCCUUGCAGCAGAGUUUUGGAUGAGCUGGAAGCGGAGAGGGAUUCUCACUAAUACCAAGGAGGAGUGAAUUUCAGUGGUGAUGAACAUUUUGAGACAUCCAUUUGUCUCAAAUAUCAACAUGUUCAGAUCAGAAGUCUAACCAAGAAGAGCAUGGCUUUGACGUAAGUCCAGACCCAAAGAUGACUUGAUAACUCUAACCCUUCAAAGUUUCCACUGACGAUGAGAUAAAGAAGUGACGUUUGUGGCCCAACCUGCAGACUGAAGUUUCAGAUUGUUAAAAAGCAUGCGUUGCUGCUCAUACAUACGUUGUGUAUUCAGAGGGGUCCAGCCUCCCUCCAGGCCGUCACCCAGAGUUUCCCCACCGCAGAAGUCUAACCAAGAAGAGCGUGGCUGUGACGUAAGUCCAAACCCAAAGAUUACUUGAUAACUCUAACCCUUCAAAGUUUCCACUGACGAUGAGAUAAAGAUGUCAUGUUUUCGGUCCACCAAUGAGACGCUGUUGCUGAGGGUUGAUACAGAUCUUAGGAAGAGGUGUCAGUGUUUGCACAACACUCACGAGGAAACAAAGUCUCCUUUCACACCGGGGACACAUAUCUAUGUAUCAGUGACGUGCGGUGAGGUUCAUGGCUGGUGAGGC